Esox lucius (northern pike) is the source of this 4572-nucleotide messenger RNA. It is a transcript of the gene atp7b, whose product is annotated as ATPase copper transporting beta. Gene Ontology annotation, cellular component: trans-Golgi network; membrane; perinuclear region of cytoplasm. Gene Ontology annotation, molecular function: P-type divalent copper transporter activity; ATP binding; ATP hydrolysis activity. The coding region runs from base 183 to 4304 and encodes 1373 amino acids. Gene Ontology annotation, biological process: copper ion homeostasis; monoatomic cation transport. The transcript has 22 exons. NCBI's taxonomy places the organism in Eukaryota, Metazoa, Chordata, Actinopteri, Esociformes, Esocidae. The record is from RefSeq and is a predicted model, not a curated record.
UUAAGUGCCCAGUGCAAAACUGUCAUUGGUUUCGGUUAUCCAAUUGUUAUUGUGGGUUCCACAACUGUUAUGUCUUGUUGGUCUGUUAUGGUAUAGUGUCCAUUGCCUAAGAGCUGUGCGCAAAAGAAUGGCAGCACUGUCAGAGUGAUGGGAAACAAAGAGGGAACCCAAGAAAAGUGACCAUGUUUUCGCAAAAUCGGAUAAGUAGAGUAACUAAAUGUGUUUCAAAGUCGUCGGCUGUGGGAGAACCAGUUGAGGUUUGUAUGGUUGAGUGUCAGCGGCGAUGCAACGUUAAGCCAGCUGUCCCAGCCGGACUAACCAAGGAACAGGGAAACGUAGCAAAUACGGCUGGUCUGAAGGAGAAUGUAUGUCAGUGUGAAGCAUGGUGUUCCCAGAAGCAGGCCUACGAGAACCUGGCCUACGAGCCGGGGAGUCAGAGUGAACUCUGCCCCCAAACUGGGGCCCUCUCCCAGGCCAUUUUCCAGCUCUCCAGUCUCGCCCCCAAGUCCCCCACACAGGCCAUCGAGAGCCACAUCGCUAACCUGAAGGGUGUGGUGUCUGUCCGCUUGUCCGCAGCCAGUGGCCUAGCUCAGGUGGACUACGAGGCUUCAUCUACCUCUAGUGGGGAGUUAUCUCGGGAGAUCCAGGCUAUGGGCUACAGUGUGGUUAACGUGGCUGGGGAAGAUGUGACCAAUAUGGGGGAGACAAAGGCGACAGAGUGCCUGACAAGGAUCAGAGUGGAGGGUAUGACAUGCCAGUCCUGUAUACACUCCAUUGAGGGACGGAUAGGGACCCUGCCUGGGGUUCUGCACAUCAAGGUGUCUCUGAGCGAGCAAACGGCAGUAGUAGGAUAUCAGCCCCAAACGGUGACACCAGAGCAGCUGAUGAAACAUAUUGAGAACAUGGGAUUUAGCGCUACUCUUACUGACAAAAGUACUGACGGUGAGCAAGGGCAAACACCUAUGUCGUCCUCCUUCUCGGAUUCCCCGAUUCAGACAUCCGUCUUUGGGAUUGUAGGGAUGACCUGCAGUUCAUGUGUCCAGUCCAUAGAGGGAAAGAUCUCUGAGAGAACUGGCGUGUGUUCCAUUGUGGUGUCGUUAGAGGAAGCAAAGGGAACCAUCACGUUUAACCCCAGUCUGAUUCAGCCGGAAGAACUAAGGGCUGCCAUUGAAGACAUGGGAUUUGAUGUUUUACUUAUAGGACCUCGAGCAACUCCUUCCCCUGAAAGAUCACAGGCCCCUUCUUCCCCCCACUGCUCCAGUAGGACCCACCCUGACCUUACCAAGAAUGCCUUCAUUAACGGUAGCUCCACUGUCAUGGCCGUUGAUGAGGGAAAUGUGCAGAAAUGCUUCGUCCGUGUAACAGGCAUGACGUGUGCUUCCUGUGUGUCCAACAUCGAGAGGAACCUACUCAAACGCAGAGGUAUCGUCUCAGUUCUGGUUGCCCUAAUGGCGGGUAAGGCUGAGGUGAAGUAUGACCCCAGUACUGUUGAUUCCAUGCAGGUAACCCAGCUUAUAGAGGAUCUAGGCUUCGGUGCCACGUUGAUAGAGGACAACGCUGUUAUGGAUGGAAAACUGGACCUAUCUCUGACUGGGAUGACAUGUGCGUCAUGUGUCCAUAACAUUGAGUCAAAACUCACCAGGACCAAAGGGAUUCUAGAAGCCUCAGUCGCACUGGCAACCAACAAAGCCCAUAUCCAGUUUGACCCGGACAUCCUCGGGGCACGUGAUAUAAUCAGAAUCAUUGAGGGGCUGGGCUUCGGGGCAUCUCUAAUGAAGACGGAAGGCUAUGGGAACAAUCUGGAUCAUGGGGAAGAGAUUCAACAGUGGAAGAACUCAUUCCUGUUCAGUCUGGUGUUUGGGGUUCCAGUGAUGGGCCUGAUGAUAUAUAUGAUGGUGAUGGACAGUCAGCACAAGGAUCAUGGUGGCUCUAUGCCUGAGGAGCAGAACCUUCUCCCAGGCCUCUCCCUCCUCAACCUGGCCUUCUUCCUCCUCUGUACCCCUGUCCAGAUAUUUGGUGGUCGUUAUUUCUACAUCCAGGCCUAUCGCUCAUUAAGGCACCGCGCAACAAACAUGGACGUUCUGAUCGUCCUGGCAACCUCCAUCUCCUACAUUUACUCCUGUGUGGUCCUGGUCGUUGCCAUGGUGGAGAGAACCAAUCAGAGCCCUGUAACCUUCUUCGACACCCCACCCAUGCUCUUUGUCUUCAUUGCCCUUGGCCGGUGGCUGGAGCACAUAGCAAAGAGUAAGACGUCUGAGGCGCUGGCCAAGCUGAUGUCACUUCAGGCCACUGAUGCCACUGUGGUCAAGCUAGGUCCUCAUCACUCCAUCCUUAGUGAGGAGCAGGUGUCGGUGGAGCUGGUCCAGAGAGGGGACGUAGUUAAAGUGGUGCCUGGGGGAAAGUUCCCCGUUGAUGGGAAGGUGAUCGAGGGAACCUCAAUGGCAGACGAGUCCCUGAUUACAGGUGAACCCAUGCCUGUGUGCAAGAAGCCUGGCAGCUCAGUGAUUGCUGGCUCCAUCAAUGCUCAUGGAUCUCUGCUGGUACAGGCCACCCAUGUUGGAGCUGACACGACCCUCUCUCAGAUAGUGAAACUAGUGGAAGAAGCCCAGACCUCCAAGGCCCCAAUCCAGCAGUUUGCUGACAGACUGAGCGGCUACUUCGUUCCCUUUAUAGUCAUCGUCUCAGUGCUAACACUGUUGGUCUGGCUGGUGAUUGGCUUUCUCAACUUCGAAAUUGUAAAGGAGUACUUUCCUGGUUACGAUAAGAACAUCCCUCAGACAGACGUUAUAGUCCGCUUCGCCUUCCAGGCCUCCAUCACAGUCCUAUCCAUUGCCUGCCCCUGCUCUCUGGGUCUUGCGACCCCGACUGCUGUCAUGGUGGGCACGGGGGUGGGGGCUCAGAACGGCAUCCUCAUCAAGGGAGGGGAACCGCUGGAGAUGGCCCACAAGAUUGGCGCGGUGAUGUUUGAUAAGACCGGCACCAUCACUAACGGGGUCCCGCGUGUGACCAGGGUGUUGGUGCUGUGGGAAAAGGCACGGCUGUCCCUGCGUAUGGUCCUGGCAGUGGUGGGCACGGCGGAGGCCAGCAGCGAACACCCGCUGGGCGUGGCGGUAGCCAAGCACUGCAAAGAUGAGCUGGAGACCGAUGUUCUGGGUUCCUGUAAGGACUUCCAGGCCGUGCCCGGCUGUGGGAUCAGCUGUAAAGUGUCUGAUAUCAACGAGUUACUGCUAGAGGCAGACCGGACCUCAUGUCAUACCCAGGUGUUUCUGGAGGGGGCCACCACGGACGAGAGCAGCCUGGUUGGCGAUACAGUGUCAGGUGCAUCUGCUAGCCCCUCCUACUCUGUCCUGAUCGGAAACAGAGAGUGGAUGAGGCGAAACGGGCUUCAUGUGGGAGCUGACGUGGAUGGCGCCAUGUCCAGCCACGAGACCAAGGGGCAAACAGCCAUCCUUGUAGCUAUAGAUGGUGUGCUCUGCGCUAUGCUGGCCAUAGCAGACACAGUGAAGCCGGAGUCGGCCCUGGCUGUCCACACUUUACUCAGCAUGGGGAUAGAGGUGGUCAUGAUUACCGGGGACAACAGGCGCACCGCUAAGGCUAUAGCCACACAGGUGGGCAUUAGGAAAGUGUUUGCGGAGGUGCUGCCCUCACACAAGGUAGCCAAGGUCCAGGAGCUGCAAGAGAAAGGCCUGAGGGUGGCCAUGGUGGGCGACGGGGUCAACGACUCGCCUGCCCUUGCCCGAGCCGAUGUGGGCAUCGCUAUAGGGACGGGCACCGACGUGGCCAUAGAGGCAGCUGAUGUGGUCCUCAUCAGGAAUGACCUGUUGGAUGUGGUGGCCUGUAUAGAGCUGUCCAAGAAGACUGUUCAGAGGAUACGCAUCAACUUUGUUUUCGCUCUGAUCUAUAACUUGUUAGGGAUUCCCAUUGCUGCAGGUGUUUUUUUGCCUGCCGGCCUGGUUCUGCAGCCAUGGAUGGGUUCAGCUGCCAUGGCCGCAUCCUCCGUGUCCGUGGUGGUGUCCUCCCUGCUGUUAAGGCUGUAUAAGAAGACGUCAGUGGAGAUGUAUGAGUUCCGGGCUCAGGGGCAAAGGAAGAGUCUGAGCCCCAGCCAAGUGAGUACCCACGUGGGUUUGGACGACCGGAGACGCACCCCUCCCACCUUCCGCGGAACUUGGGAGCGCCUGAGCCAAGGCAGCCGCAUCUCCUUACCCAUCUCCAGCCGGCCGGCCAGCCAAGGUUCAUCCAAUCACUACCUCCAGGACCGGUACUCACUGCUGGACCAUGAGAAGGAACAGAGCCUGGUUGUGUAGCAAGGCACCAAGGAGAAAAGCCAAAGGGAAAACCGUCUAAUGAAAGGUCCAUUGAAACUGUCCAGAUUUUUACCUACAGAGUAAUUUUUUUUUUAAAUGUCUUUUCAAUGUUUUUUAAACCAGAGAGACAUAUUUUCAACGUCUUUAGUUGAUAGGAUAGUCUUCUUCCUGUUAUGUCAAGGAGUAUUUUGAUAUUUUUAAAACUGGAAGAAUACCUAAGCACAAUAGAGUAAAAUAAUCAUUAACAAGAAACUUUGUUUUACAUUUU